AUCAGAAGAUGUCAUCGGGAAGAAAAUGGUUACGCUUUUAGGUUAUCGUGCAAACCAUUUUCUCAUCAAGUGACACUUCUGUUAUUUUGUCUUGCAAGCUUUUAGACCAGUUAUCUCAAUAUGACCUAUUUAAAUCAACCGAAUUACGUGCGCUAUGUAUGCAACUGCGGCUCCUUAAAACCUAUAUCGAAAAUAUAUUUUUGUCGACACUGCUUGAAAAUACGAUGCGGCUACUGUGUCUGUCAAGAGGUUGACUCUCAUUACUGUCCCAAUUGUAUGGAAAAUUUGCCUUCAUCAGAAGUACGACUUAAAAAGAACAAAUGUUCCAAUUGCUUUGAUUGUCCUUGCUGCUUUCAAACGUUAUCUACAAGAGCAGGGCUAGCACCUGGACUAAAACCAACAGGAGCAGAGGGCGAAGAAAACAAGGAUGUUAAAGCUACUCCUAAGAAAGUAUAUUAUCUAUUCUGUUCAAUGUGUCGAUGGAGUUCUCGCGAUGCUGGGAUACCUGAUCAAUCCGUAGCAACUGGAGGAUGGCCGGAACAGGAAAAUCCACAUACAAUACGUAUUAAUGCUCUUAUCGAUUAUCAUAAGAUAUUAGCCUCUAUAGAGAAGCAACAAUGCGAAAGGAAAAAGUUUCCCAAACGCUCCUUUAUACCAGCUCGGACAAUGUUCAGUUUUACAUCUGCACUGGUUCGUAAACGUGUAAAAGAAUUCGUAGUCUACGUAAACGGACGUCCCCUAAAGCAGCCAACGCAAUCUCAAUCAACUGCUCAACCAGUACCAUCCGUUGCAAGCGAGGAAGUGGAAGAAUUACCGAGCGACAUAUUUACCGAAUCUGUGGAUAUAACUAAAAUUACCACGUUGGAACAAAGACUACAACACCCAGAAGUGCAAGCCGAGAAGAUUAAUGAGUUGCGUCCCCAACAUAGACAAUUUUUAGUCAAAAGAUCGCAACGUUGCAGAGUAUGUGAGCAUAAUGUCAGUAAAUCAGACCUCUGCCCUCAAUCUACGAAAUUCAAGAUUUUACUAGCUGCAUUUUAUCACAUUCCGGAGGUGAAGAUUGUUACAUGCGAACCACUUCGGCCGGGAAAAACGAGUGAACUGCUUUUAAAAUUCUGCAAUCCGACACAACAUCAGACUCAAAUAGUUAUAUUGCCGUUAGACGCCUCGUUAACUACCUCGAUCGUCGAGGAAAAAGAAGAUGUUAAGGAGGAAGAUACACAACAGGGAUGUGAAUCACCGAACCUAUUGCCCUCUGCUGUACGGCAGGCACCCGUAACAGAAGAUCCUAAGUCAAUAAAGGUUACACCGAAUGCAGAUUUAAUACUACCUAAAAAUCCAUUAAUCCUUCCGCCGAGAGACGAUGCUGCUGAAUACGACGAUACAAGUGAUAAUCAUAAUUUUCAGGAUGAUCCAAAGCUCGUAGUGUGGCGAAAGGGAAAUAAAGCUGUGGUACGUCUGCACGUAACUCCACAUGAAGAUACUAAAGAAAAUAAAGAAAAAUCAGUUAUAAUCGGAUUUGUUAUGCAACAUGGAUAUGUGAAUACUAUUGCAGCGCUUGAGCAUAAAUCACCGCAAAAAGUAGAUGUGAAAGUUAAGUUGUAUCUCACUGUUGGUCAGCUAGUUAAUGAAGAGUAAUUCUUUUUUCGGUUUAGAGUAUGAAUAUAUUACACAUCACUAUAUCAUGUAAUGUCUUUGCAUUAUAAAUAUUUUAUACACUUUUGUCGAUAGCCAUUUAAAUUAUUGCAAUAUUAGGAAAUCGAAAUAUUUUAGCUUGUAUUAUAUGCUUAUUUAUGUUUUGUAUGUAAUGUAAUUAAGAAUCUUUGUAUUCUAAUAAUGCUAAUUUUUUCUUACAGUAAUUUACAAUGUAAAAUUUUAUCUGCUUUUAAAUAUUGUAAUAAAGAAUGUAUGUAAUAUA
Messenger RNA from Linepithema humile (Argentine ant), 1918 nucleotides. It is a transcript of the gene DCTN4-p62, whose product is annotated as dynactin subunit 4. Gene Ontology annotation, cellular component: dynactin complex. NCBI's taxonomy places the organism in Eukaryota, Metazoa, Arthropoda, Insecta, Hymenoptera, Formicidae. The record is from RefSeq and is a predicted model, not a curated record.